AUGUCGCGCUCUACUAUCGAAACGGAGACACAAAUUUUAACCAACUUCCUCCUUUCCAAUUCGACUUUUCCUGAUAUGGUCGACUUGAAGACCUUCCGUUCUCUCUUUCCCAAGAACCUCCAAGACCACCCUCAUGUGAAGCAUCUCUACAACCACCUAACCUUGAAACACGCUGCUACCCUUGAAACCGUUCGCAAGAACAUCGAUUUCGAAGCGAAGAUGUCACACCAGCUUCUCAAACGCGAGAGACGAGAAACAGCUAAUCAAAACCGGGAUGAAGACGCGGAAAUGCUAAACCAGACGGACAUUAAUAACGUGAUGGAGGUAUACGGGGAAAUGCCGGCUCCCAAAAGCAAUAUAUUGCCCAUCGAGGACAUUGUCAAAUCGCUCGAGGUUGCCAAUCAAAAAUUACAGAUGGAAAUGGAGAUUUUGGACGAGGAUUGCGAGAGAUUGACUCAGGAGAUCAAAGACAUUGUCGGGGACCUAAGUACCCUCAAGUUUGGGAGCUUCACGGGCGCAAAUGAAGGGCUCGUUGAUAGUGUCAUCGAGGACCUGGCAAGACUGCAGGAUACUUGCGAUCAGGUGGUGAAACCUGCCGAUUGA
Molecule: messenger RNA, 603 nt
Organism: Orbilia oligospora ATCC 24927
Lineage: Eukaryota; Fungi; Ascomycota; Orbiliomycetes; Orbiliales; Orbiliaceae
Exons: 1
Coding region: 1-603 (200 amino acids)
Biological process (GO): chromosome segregation
Cellular component (GO): Mis6-Sim4 complex; kinetochore
Source: RefSeq, a predicted model, not a curated record